Molecule: messenger RNA, 981 nt
Organism: Paraphaeosphaeria sporulosa
Lineage: Eukaryota; Fungi; Ascomycota; Dothideomycetes; Pleosporales; Didymosphaeriaceae
Exons: 1
Coding region: 1-981 (326 amino acids)
Biological process (GO): regulation of transcription by RNA polymerase II
Molecular function (GO): RNA polymerase II cis-regulatory region sequence-specific DNA binding; DNA-binding transcription factor activity, RNA polymerase II-specific
Source: RefSeq, a predicted model, not a curated record
AUGCAUCACGGCUUCGCCGAGCCCUCGUGGGCCAACGACGCCUACCUCGCUCUUGACAACGGCAUCGUCUCGUCGUCCGACAAGUGGGCUGCUGUUCUCGGCAACGCGCCCUCCUUCUCGCAAUCUGCCUUUACCAUCCCACCCUCUCUGCUCACUGCUGCUUCUGUCGAGCGCUACGGCCAAGUCACGCCCCCCGAAGAUCUGUCUCCCGCAGAGCCACCACGCGAGCCGAUCCGAGAGGGGUCCAUUCCACUCGAGGAGCUCCAGAACGAGGCUCUCUUUCCGGAUCAUCAGAUGCAGGCACUGCAAGAUUACCAACCCCAAGUAGCACAAGACGAGCCCGCUUCGAAGCGCCGUCGCACCUCGCGGCAGUCUUCGAACAAGGACCUCGCUCCCCCGCAGACCCAGCAGCCCCAACAAGACGGCCAGCCGCCCAAGCGCAAGCGAGGAAGGCCGAAGUCGACUCCGCAGAUGGUCGAGCACUACACUGCCGACGGCUUCCCAUUCCAGGUCUCGUCGGCACGCCAGUCGCACCUCGAGAAGAACCGCGUAGCCGCCCACAAGUGCAGGCAACGCAAGAAGGAGUACAUCAACGGGCUCGAGGCGCGUGCCCGCGAGUUUUCGUCCAAGAAUAAGGCGCUGAAGGAGAACGUCGCCAUGCUUCGCGAGGAAGUCCUCUCGCUCAAAAACGAAGUCCUGCGACACGCUGGCUGUGGCUUCUGGGCCGUCGAUGAAUACCUUGCACGAUGCGCUGGCGACCUCUUGGGCGUUGACGCACCCGGGAUGGGAGAGCAGCAAUCGAAGAGGCCAAAGCCCAGCCCCAUGACCAGCUCUUCGUCACUCCAACUGGAUGACCUGCACCGACGGUCGUCGAGCUCCGGCUCAAUCCUCAGUGCCGUCUCCACGCCAGACAACGACGACUACAGCGGUCUCGAUUUCCUCCACGACAUUGACGAGGACGAAGAAGACCAGUCCAUAUGA